AUGACCUCUCCUACAAAUGGAAGGCGUUUCUACUCCUUCACCGACGUCCCCAACACGUCGAACCUGCGGUUUCUGCCACAAAUCUUUGCCUCCACAAACGAGCUCUUCGCCUACUUGAAGGCUUGUGAGCACGCCAAAGCAAGCAAGAUCCUGGACUCCAUGGACCUACCCGGCACUGACGAGACCCUGAUGGAAGCACUCCCGGAACUCGGACGGCGAUCGCAAACCGCCGAAGACUUCGAGUUCUGGUUCGAUCCAGGAGCCAGUAGAUCAGUCAUUCUCCGCUUCUUCUUGAACACCCUGGAGCACUCCAUCGAGAAGCGAGAGGGACGUAGACUCAGAGGUGUGGGCAGAGGCCCGAAGCUAUCCGAAUGGGCCACGUUCAAAGUCCACAUGCCAGGCACUGAUUUGCAGGGAAAGCCGGUCAUGAUGAUGUUCACGAAGUCAGCAUGGGUCGUUGGCAUCGAUAUUCCAAACAUCCUCACGGCCAACGACUUCCUGCGUCCUCAUGAGGUCAAUAUUGACUACCACAGCGAGCAAAUCUUCUUUAAGAAGCUCGACCUCAAGGUUCCGUUCGUCUAUAACAAUAGAUCGCAGCCGUGCGUUCGGAAGGUUUCAACGCAAAGCACUCAGCACUUGUCAACGCCAUAG
Messenger RNA from Lasiosphaeria miniovina, 651 nucleotides. RefSeq lists its product as uncharacterized. The transcript has 3 exons. Lineage: Eukaryota; Fungi; Ascomycota; Sordariomycetes; Sordariales; Lasiosphaeriaceae. Bases 1 to 651 code for a protein of 216 amino acids. The record is from RefSeq and is a predicted model, not a curated record.